GUAACAUUUAUGCACUCACUACAUGAACGACGGUCACAGAACUAUUAUUUCAUCUGUGGUGUCUGAGUUGGUUAUGAAGUAACUUCAUCAAGAGACAAAGUUCCUCCACCCGAAAACAAUAAGAAGGUUCCGAAAACGAUAGAAGAAUUUGAGGAACAAGAAGCAAAGGAAGCUGAUGAGUUGGGGCAGGUGGGAGCAGGCCUCGGUGAUCGUAAGGUUCCUGAGUACUCCAUGAAUUAUCAGCAGUCAGUCACAGCCGAGGAUGUCUUUCUGCAGAAUGUUAUCCAGAAGUGUGUUAUGGAUUUAUGGAUUUCUUAUAUUUAGUGCCAUAUUAAUGCUAGAUUCCUUGAGGACAUUAGAUGAUAAACAAUUAUUUCCACCCAGCAAAAUACCUGAUAAUGCUUUAAAUCCACGACGUUCAAUCGUUAGACGAAAAAUAGUGUUAUAUCACAACUUCUUCCGUACGAAAGUUCGUCCCUCGGCGUCCAAUAUGCUUUUAAUGUCUUGGCAUGAAGGGGCAGCGCGACAAGCCCAGCGUUAUGCAGAGCAAUGCGUGUUCCUGCAACACAAUGACCCGAGGGAAAACACCGUGCGCAAUCUAGGUGCUUGUGGACAAAAUCUUUUCGUUGCUGCACAGAAGACUCCAUGGUUCUUCGCGCUUAAAACUUGGUUUCUCGAGUACAAGAAUUUUACGUACGGUGCUCCAGUCCAUAAUUUGAAAGCAGUUGGCCAUUACACGCAGAUGGUGUGGGCCACAAGUCACAAACUUGGAUGUGGGUUAGCUCAUUGUCCUGGUGGGCCUUGGGGGCAUUUUUACAAUUACGUGUGUCAUUAUUGUCCUGCGGGCAACUUCGACACCAUAACUCAGUACCCAUAUAAAGUGGGUUCGCCGUGUGGCGAUUGUCCAAAUGAUUGCAUCUCAGGCGAACUGUGUACUAACUCGUGUCCUCUGAAGGACUACUAUUCAAACUGCGAUCAACUAGUGGAAUUGACAGAUAUCUGCGGACAAGGUGUUUGCAAUGCGACCUGUACCUGCGGCAGUACCAGAUUGUAUAAAAAUUAUCCUUGGUAGCAUCUAAGUUUUUGUCUGUAUAUCUUUUUUAGAUUUGUAUGUCAAUUAUUUGUAUUAAACUAUACUGUAUAAAAUAUGAUAGCUUUAUCCACAAUAAAAAACAAUUUUGUAUAUACUUUCAUAUUUAAAGUUAGUGUACAAAUUAAGAUACAAUAGUAUUUAUAUAAAAGAUACAUUAUUUUUAACCUUAAGUAUGUAUAUAAAUAUAUAAUAUGUUUAAAGCGAUAAAAUAUAAUAAAAUUAUUAGCCUAUAAAACAAUAUAAAUUUACAUCACAUGUUACCAAAGUUACAGUGCGUGUAAUAACAAGCAUCUUGUAAUUUUUUUUUUUAUUAUGGGCUGUAUUUGUAGUUUUAAUAUAAAUUCGACUCGCUUCACGUACCAAAUUAAACGUAUCACAUCAAUCACUACUGAUCUCCUCUAUACAAUUUUAUUAUGUUAAAUAGACCAAAUACGUUCAGGAUGACAAACACAUUUGUUCAAUCACAUAUACAUAUGCACGCACGCAUGCGCGCACGCACAUUCAUGACACAUAUACACUCCAUUACACUACACUCUAAGUAUAUCAGCUCAUUCAACAUCCCAUUGCACAGGGCGCGGAUGCCUUCCAUAGGAGAAGUAGUCUACGUCUGCGUUAAUCGUAAUGAUUGGGUUAUAAUCCCGUACAAACAAACAAUUAUUUCACAAAAAUAUUAUAAUUGAUGUUAUACUCGUACAUAACUAUAUAUGCAAACAAUAGAAGAAAAUAUUGAAAAUUGA
This is a messenger RNA of Galleria mellonella (greater wax moth), 1830 nucleotides long. RefSeq names its product serotriflin. NCBI's taxonomy places the organism in Eukaryota, Metazoa, Arthropoda, Insecta, Lepidoptera, Pyralidae. Bases 263 to 1072 code for a protein of 269 amino acids. Gene Ontology annotation, cellular component: extracellular region. The record is from RefSeq and is a predicted model, not a curated record. The transcript has 7 exons.